This is a messenger RNA of Episyrphus balteatus (marmalade hoverfly), 1664 nucleotides long. RefSeq names its product cytochrome P450 CYP12A2-like. Lineage: Eukaryota; Metazoa; Arthropoda; Insecta; Diptera; Syrphidae. Gene Ontology annotation, molecular function: heme binding; monooxygenase activity; iron ion binding. Bases 57 to 1613 code for a protein of 518 amino acids. The transcript is spliced from 5 exons. The record is from RefSeq and is a predicted model, not a curated record.
UUUUUAGACAAUCAGUAUACUCUAACUGUUAAACGAAUAAAGACAUAAAAGCGAAGAUGCUCAAAACAUCCAACAGUUUAAAAUGGGCGACGUUAUCUCUAUCAACGCGCGCUGCUUCUACCGGUAGCUUAAAGCUAGAAUAUUUAGAUUCUGCUGAUUGGAAUAAAGCACGAACGUAUAAUGAAAUUCCAGGACCAACAAAAUAUGAACUUUUUCGAGGAUUUUUGCCAGGAGGUCAAUAUUAUGACAAAUCAUUUACGGAAUAUAUAAUGCAUGCUCGAAAACAGUACGGUGAUACAUUUAAAAUUCCUGGAACAUUGGGAAAGGUUGAUGUUGUUAUGCUUUUCAAUGUCGAUGAUAUUCAAAAAGUUUUUCGUACCGAGGGUAUUUGGCCAAAUAGACCAGGAAUGGACUCGAUGGCAUAUUAUCGAAAGAAAUAUCGUAGCGAAUUGUACGAUAAGGCUGAAGGACUUAUAGCUUCAGAAGGUAAAGCAUGGUCCACAUUUCGUACAGCUGUGAAUCCUGUGCUAAUGCAGCCACGUAAUGCAAAGACUUAUGUUAUCCCAAUGCAAGAAGUCAACAAUGAAUUUCUACAAAGAAUCCGCGAUAUACGUGACCCAAUAACUCACGAAGUACCAGACAACUUCAUAGACGAAAUCAAUCGACUAACCUUUGAAUCAGUUUCGGUUGUUGCCUUGGAUAAAGAACUCGGAUUAAUUCGAAAGAAUCGAGACAGAGCCGAUGCAAAAGAAUUAUUUAAAAAUCUUCAAAUAUUUCUUCAAUAUGUUUAUGAAUUAGAUUUCAAACCAUCUGCAUAUAAAUACGUCUGGACACCAACAUUUGCUCGUUACAAGAAAGCUUUGGAUGGUAUUUAUGAGACUAUAUUCGGUUAUGUCGAAGAAACACUUCAACAGAUGGAAAAGAAAAAUUUAGAGAACUCUGCAGAAAGAGAAUUAAGUGUAUUGGAGAAAUUGCUGAAAAUUGAUAAAUCUAUUGCAAUUGUAAUGGCUAUGGAUUUGUUAAUGGCUGGAGUGGAUACGACCUCUACUGCGAUCAGUGGAAUUCUUCUCGAAGUCGCUACCAAUCCGGAGAAGCAGCAAAAACUACGAGAAGAAGUCCGCAAAGUUCUGCCACAGAAAGACUCGACAUUUACUGUGGAAUCAAUGAAAAAUUUACCCUAUUUAAGGUCAUGCAUCAAAGAAGGUCUUCGAAUGCAUCCGAUUGGUGUUGGAAUUCCCCGUACAGCUGGUGAUGAUAUUGCUUUAGGUGGCUAUCAAAUUCCAAAAGGAACUCGAGUACUUUCGAAUUCGAAUUUAUUGCUGAGAGAAAAGAACUUUUUCCCGCGGCCGAAUGAAUUCAUUCCCGAACGCUGGAUACGUGACGGACCAUUGGAAACUGUUGUAACGCCUUUUUCAUAUCUUCCCUUUGGUUUUGGGCCACGAAUGUGUGUUGGCAGGAGAAUUGUUGAUCUUGAAAUGGAGGUUACAGUGGCACGUUUGGUUAGAAAUUUUUAUAUGGAAUUUAAUUAUCCGACGGAGAAUGCUUUUAAGGGACAGUUUCUCAACACACCAGCUAUUCCGUUGAAAUUUAAGUUUACUGAAGUUGAAAAUUGAAAUAAAUAUAUAUUAUAACUUUUAAUAAAAAUUGGUUUUUAUUGGACAAAA